CUCAUUUCGCACUCCGCAGCAGCGCACACACACAGCCUAGUGCGAACUCCCACUGCCGCCGCCGCCGCCGCCGCCCGCAGCCCGCACCGACGCCGGAAGAUGGCCUUGCCGGCUAUCCCCGACGAGCUCUUGGUAGAAAUCCUCCUCCGCCUUCCCACCCCAGAGGACCUCAUCCGCGCCUCCGCCGCCUGCGUCUCCUUCCGCCGCCUCGUCGCCGACCGCGCCUUCCUCCGGCGCUUCCGCAAGCUCCACCCCGCGCCCCUCCUCGGCUUCCUCGACUACAAAGGAUUCCACCCCGCCGUACCGCCUCACCCCUCCGCGCGGGCGGCCAGCGCCGUCGCCAGCGCCGCCGACUUCGACUUCACCUUCCUCCCCGCCCCCUACUGGGGCUGGACCGUGCGGGAAGUCCGCGACGGCCGCGUCCUCCUCGACAGACCCUGCCGUCACGACGAGUUCGGACCCCUCUUCAAGGAGAUGGUGGUGUGCGACCCCCUGCACCGGCGGUACCUCCUGCUCCCCCCAAUCCCCGAUGACCUAGCCGCUCCGGCUGUGUGCCAAAUCCUGAUAGAAAGGGAUUGCUUCGCCGACUGCUUCCUCGCCCCUUCCGGCGACGAGGAGGAGGCAGAAGCUAUGGAGGAGGAGACUUCAUUCAGAGUUUUCUGGCUGGUGCUGCUCCAAACUAAACGGGCGGUACUUGCCUUCUCUUCCUCCACAGGGCAAUGGCGAGCCAUUACAUCCCUGACUUGCAGCUUACCUGGCUUUGUCUUGUCUACAUGGACGCUUUUGUCCGUGUCGCGCCAUUACGCGCAUGGCUGCUUCUACUGGAUUUCAGGUUUGAGUGAAAAGUUGCUCGUGCUUGACAUCCGGAGGAUGGAGUUCUCCAUGCCUGACCACCCACCAUGUGUCAGAGUUUUGAGGGGUGAUGUAGCCAUCGUGGAGGCAGGCCAAGGCGUGACUGUGAUGUUUGUUCCUAAACCUGACACAUCUCGGCGUGUUUAUACUGUUUGGCGAAACAAUGGUUGGAGUUCCACCCAGUGGCAGAUGGAGAAUGAGGCAUUUUCGCUGGAUUCUGGGUCCUUUAUGAUAGGUGCAGUGGGGAGGCACUUGCUCCUACAUUAUGGCAUGAUCUCAUCGGUCAAGACAGGUUGUUACACGCGGGAUGUCAACACACUCCAGCUUGCGAGGGUGUGUGAUUCAUGUCCCCACCAGUCAGAAGCAUAUUGCAACUUCCCACGAUCGUUAUUAUCGUCACCGACAGUGUCAAGUGGCCCCGAAACGGUAUCAUGAACAUCUGGCCAUCCACUGGAGAUCUAAGGGCUCGAGUCAUUAAGUGAACUCAUCCCUGACUUCCACUUAUUGCUUCGCGUCACCUCUCUUCACCUGGAGUGCUUGGAGAUGAUCCAACAGCUACAGUUCAAACUACCAGAUGAGCACUAUAUACUGACCAACAAAACCUGUUUUAGACUGAAUCCUCUCUUACUUUUACCAAAGUGACUAUAAUAGUGGAUUCUUAUAUGAUUAUAUUAGCGUAAAUUAUAAAUGUUUUUCAUGAAAAAACUAUUAAUAUUACUUCUUUCAAUCAUAUAUUUUUAAUGAAGGCUUUUCCAGAGAAACUAAAUAGAGGUUGUUAGUACUAUCAUGGGAUGGUAAUUAUGGACAGAUGAAUGGAUUGUGUAGUACUUUGUGUUAUGUACAGUACAUAUGGAACAAUAUCUUCUGCCAUGCCUUUAACCCUUGUUGUGAUAUUCAUUGUGCGCUUUUGGUCCAUUACAUCUGAAAACCCCUUCACUUGGCCACACUGCACUUUUCUGCUCUAUCCCCGCUACAAUCCUGUCAUCCUGUCCUGCAUAAGUGAAGCCCUUUCCAAAGCCAUCAAGUGAAUCCAUCCAACCUGCGACCAUCAAGUCAACCCAUCCAAUCUGCGGAACUUUGCUGUCUGAAUUAAUGCACUUAUCUCAGAGAAUUACUCGCUAUGGAUCUGAAUUUUGGCAUUUUUUUCUGCACACCAUUUUGUUUCUUUUGAAUACCAAAUUGUUUCCGGUUCACACCUAUAUCUAUGUCCUGUUCUCCUUCACAUGACAUCUAUCUCCUAUAGUAAGUUACUAAAUUUCCACCCACGAAAACAGAUUCACCUAUAGUGAUUUACAGCAUUACUUUCUUCUGCCAUGCCUGUCAAAAUUCCAGCUUUGUUUGGCUACAUGUAGACACAACCUUUUACUUUUCUCCCUGUUUGCAGUGCACUUUUGUGAUUCAUGUUUCAUUAGUCUAUCAAAUCGACUCCUUUUUGGUACUGAACUCCAAUUAUUUUACAACUAAGCCUUUGUUUAGUCUACUGGUGCAAUUGAACCUACAACCUAGGAGCCUCUGGCAGAUCGCUAUUGGUGCUUUCUACUGCCUCCGUUCCUAAAUAUAAGUCUUUGUAGAGAUUUUAAUAUGGACUACAUACGGAGCAAAAUGAGUGAAUCUACACUCUAAACUACGUCUAUAUACAUCCGUAUGUAGUUCAUAUUGAAAUCUCUAAAAAGACUUAUAUUUAGGAACGGAGGGAGUAUGUGCCAAUGCUAUUUAUUUUCUUUAAUCACCUUCCUCUCCUUUAUGUAUGUGCUUCCGUCUCAUCCAUGCCCUUCCUUUG
Molecule: messenger RNA, 2632 nt
Organism: Triticum aestivum (bread wheat)
Lineage: Eukaryota; Viridiplantae; Streptophyta; Magnoliopsida; Poales; Poaceae
Exons: 2
Coding region: 100-1287 (395 amino acids)
Molecular function (GO): protein binding
Source: RefSeq, a predicted model, not a curated record